CAGCGGAGAGUUUAAGAACAACAGUCCGGCGUGCCUUUAGUUGGUCCAGAAAAGUACGCGUGCGGCAGUUCCACGGACGCCCUGUGAGGACGAUUUGUGUUUGGGAGAGCGGAGUACAGGGAGGUGCCGGGCUGGUGAGAACUGUGGCAAGCGGAGCCCAGGAGCCCGGCGAGGUCCCGAGCUUGGUCGCCUCUCGCCCCCCCCGCCCCCGUAGACGUGCCAUGGCGCAGUUCGUGUUCGAGAGCGAUUUGCACUCACUGCUUCAACUGGACGCCCCCAUCCCCAAUGCACCGAUUGCGCGCUGGCAGCGCAAAGCAAAGGAGGGCACAGGCCCAGCCCCCUCGCCCAUGCGGGCCGCCAACAGAUCACACAGCGCCGGCCGGACCCCGAGCCGAACUCCCGGCAAAUCUAAUUCCAAGGUUCAGACCACCCCUAGCAAACCUGGAGGUGACCGCUAUAUCCCCCAACGUAGUGCUUCCCAAAUGGAGGUGGCCAGCUUCCUCUUGAGCAAGGAGAACCAGCCGGAAGACGGGGGGACACCCACCAAGAAGGAGCAUCAGAAAGCCUGGGCUCUGAACCUGAACGGUUUUGAUGUGGAGGAAGCCAAGAUCCUCAGGCUCAGUGGAAAACCUCAGAAUGCCCCAGAAGGCUACCAGAACAGACUGAAAGUACUCUAUAGUCAGAAAGCUACGCCUGGCUCCAGCCGGAAGGCUUGCAGAUACAUUCCUUCCCUGCCAGACAGAAUUCUUGAUGCCCCUGAAAUCCGGAAUGACUACUACCUGAAUCUUGUGGAUUGGAGCUCUGGAAACGUACUGGCUGUGGCACUGGACAACAGUGUGUACUUAUGGAAUGCUGGUUCGGGUGACAUCCUGCAGUUGUUGCAAAUGGAGCAGCCUGGAGACUACAUAUCCUCAGUGGCCUGGAUCAAAGAGGGCAACUAUCUAGCAGUGGGCACCAGUAAUGCUGAAGUGCAGCUAUGGGAUGUACAGCAGCAGAAACGACUUCGAAACAUGACCAGUCACUCCGCUCGAGUAAGCUCCCUAAGUUGGAACAGCUAUAUCCUAUCCAGUGGUUCACGGUCUGGCCACAUCCACCACCAUGAUGUCCGGGUAGCAGAACACCAUGUGGCCACACUGAGUGGCCAUAGCCAGGAAGUAUGUGGGCUGCGCUGGGCCCCAGAUGGACGACAUUUGGCAAGCGGUGGCAAUGAUAACAUUGUCAACGUGUGGCCUAGUGGUCCUGGAGAAAGUGGCUGGGCUCCCCUGCAAACAUUCACUCAACAUCAAGGUGCUGUCAAGGCUGUUGCAUGGUGUCCCUGGCAGUCCAAUAUCCUGGCAACAGGAGGAGGUACCAGUGACCGACACAUUCGCAUUUGGAAUGUCUGCUCUGGGGCCUGUCUGAAUGCUGUGGAUGUUCAUUCUCAGGUGUGCUCCAUCCUGUGGUCUCCCCACUAUAAGGAGCUUAUCUCAGGUCAUGGCUUUGCCCAGAACCAGCUGGUUAUUUGGAAGUACCCAACCAUGGCCAAGGUGGCUGAGCUCAAAGGUCACACGGCCCGGGUCCUGAGUCUCACGAUGAGUCCGGAUGGGGCCACAGUGGCAUCAGCAGCAGCUGAUGAGACUCUACGGUUGUGGCGCUGCUUUGAGCUGGACCCUGCGCUUCGGCGGGAGCGGGAAAAAGCCAGUGUAGCCAAAAGUAGCCUUAUCCACCAAGGCAUCCGUUGAAAACAAACCCAUUUCCCGUCUCGAUUUCUUUUAUUUUUUUUUCUAAUAAACUUUGUAUCUUUCUU
Grammomys surdaster is the source of this 1786-nucleotide messenger RNA. RefSeq names its product cell division cycle 20 (gene Cdc20). Gene Ontology annotation, cellular component: anaphase-promoting complex. Gene Ontology annotation, molecular function: anaphase-promoting complex binding; ubiquitin ligase activator activity; protein binding. Gene Ontology annotation, biological process: positive regulation of anaphase-promoting complex-dependent catabolic process; anaphase-promoting complex-dependent catabolic process; positive regulation of ubiquitin protein ligase activity. The record is from RefSeq and is a predicted model, not a curated record. Lineage: Eukaryota; Metazoa; Chordata; Mammalia; Rodentia; Muridae. The transcript has 10 exons. The coding region runs from base 222 to 1721 and encodes 499 amino acids.